Cyphellophora europaea CBS 101466 is the source of this 2667-nucleotide messenger RNA. RefSeq lists its product as uncharacterized. Bases 1 to 2667 code for a protein of 888 amino acids. NCBI's taxonomy places the organism in Eukaryota, Fungi, Ascomycota, Eurotiomycetes, Chaetothyriales, Cyphellophoraceae. Gene Ontology annotation, molecular function: zinc ion binding; DNA-binding transcription factor activity, RNA polymerase II-specific. The record is from RefSeq and is a predicted model, not a curated record. The transcript has a single exon. Gene Ontology annotation, biological process: regulation of DNA-templated transcription.
AUGGCUUGUUACGACCUUCGAGCGCUCCCUAAUCUUCAGUUCGAUGAGGAACCGCAAAGCUACCUAGUUCCCACAUCCUUCUACCUCCAGUGCUGCUUGCCCUACUCCAUGGAUGCGGAACCGUUUACACAUCGUCCCAAGCAGGCGCAACCACCAGUCCAUCGCAGAAAGCAGUUCACCAGCUGCGAUGCGUGUCGCAAGAACCGCCGUGCCUGCGACGCCGUUACUCUAGGAGUCGAUCCGCUCCAGGCUUCUGCUGGCCCUGCAUGUUCCGCUUGCAAGAAGGCUGGUAGAAACUGCACUUUCGAAUGGCUCAAGGGCCUUCCAGACACUUCGCUGCCGCGGUCCUUGAAACGGAGGAAGGCCUCCGCUCCUGUGGCCCCGCUCGUUGCUUCGAGCCAAGUCGAUGCGAGCUCUGAUGGCAGCGACGAGUCGCCAACUAUCCCACCAGACUCGUCAGCUGAUCAGACUUGGAUCCAACCGCCAGCGCCCACUUUUCAUCAAGCGACCCACCUUCGGCAAGAUGAUGGCCGCUCUUUCGCUCAACAACCUGCCAACCCACACCUGGCGUCUUUUGCCGCAAACAGCCACAACAAUUGGCACAACCCUGCAUUUCCUCUGGCGAAUACGACACAGUUCCCCGACAACGACUUGUCUAAUCAGCCCACUGAUUGGUCCAGCAAUCUUGUACCCCACGUGCCGAAUCAGACCUGGCACGCGUCUUUCCACCCUCAUCUACAACACCCACGUCCUAUCCCCGGCUCAACUCAGCAUACGGCUCGUCCAAAGCUCGAGGAUACCGAAUCUGACUCAAUACACAGCAAGCCCACUGCGUCCGGACGACGUAUCGAAUAUCCCUCACCCGCCCUCGACGAUGAAUUGGCGCAAGCCACCAGUAAGCGCCACAUUUCCAGUCAGCUAGUCAAAAUCUACAGCGGUAGCCUGGAGCAUGCCCUGCGCUGUUGGACAACCGAAGAGCAUUCGCCAUGGGGUUAUGCGAGCAGUGCCUCAUUCUCCCGUCACAGGUCUUCUUCAGACUCGCCACCAAGCUAUCUGCGAAGAAUUAAGUUUCUAGACCAGAUCUCGCAGCCACUUCGUGGAAAAAACCUAUCAAUCGAGGAAGCAAAGUUGGCCUCUACAUCGCUCAAGCUUGCCAUCAUGUCCUUCGCAAGUCAAUGGACACGUAUCUCACCAUCCGCCGAACGACAAUCCCCGUCCAGUCCUUUUGAUGCUCUGUCGGAUGAUUCUGUUGAUCUUGGAUUUGAACGGCUGAUGCAACAAAGCCUCUGGCAUGAGGCGCGCCGCUACGUGAAAGCCUGCGCUUCCAUCAACACUUUUCAUUCAAUAUUUGCACAGAUGGUCUUUGCACUGGUCCAGCGACCGCAUCUUCCAGCGCACGAAACCGCGGCGUUGUCCGACGAUCCUACCACUUCUCCUCCCCUGGGCACCAUGCAACCGGAUGAAGAACGACCCACCUAUCUUGAACAGGCCUUGCGGCAUCUACUGGAGUGGCGCAGACACAUGCGCAAAAUAAUAUCUGCCCCAGUUCAGAGUGGUUCCGAAAGAAAGAUCGCCGAAUAUCAACUAUCCUUGCAACAAACUGCAAAUCAAAUGCAAGAGCCAUUUGAAGCCAUUUUCUGGCUAGGUAUCAUGUGUGAUACUACGUCUGCUGCGUUGAACGAGCGGCCGGUCGUCAUUUCUGAUGAUGAUCUGCUUCCCGUGCCUCAAGCAAGCAUCUUGCCACCUGUGGAGUAUGCCCCUUUUCCGGGAGAAACGGGGAGCGACAGUGAUUCAGAGACAUCGCACAGUCGAGACGAUCCCAACACGUCUUCCCGGUCAAGCGGCCCUGCGCCCACCAAUGUUUGGGAUAUUGACGCAAUGCGCCAUCGUCCUCGUCUGUCAGCUCCUACUAGUGCCGAGGCAAUUCUUAAGGAAGGCAUCCAACCAAAGGUUCUACUAUGGCGAAAACUUGGUGCCCUCAAGAAAUUGAUGAAGCAUCCUCAGGACCAGCGCGUCAUGGAGCAGCAUAUUGGUAGUACACUUCAGGCGGCCGAAUUCUGGAAAAGCACUUACGGGCCAUUUAUGCAACAGUGCAUCAACACCCACCAUCAACUCUCUUUCAAUGUGCAAUCCUGGUAUAUCAUUCUGGCUGGACACUUCCAUUUGGCAUGUUUGUUAGUCGCAGACUGUAUCGAUCACAUCGACAACCAAGGUUGGUCGCUAGAAGGACCUCGAGCUGCACGCCAGUCUUCCUAUACGACAUUGAAACUGGCUCAAGUUAGCGCCUACAGCGUUGCCGAUAUAGCCGCAGUCUCGACCUCUACUCAUCCAAUGGACACGUCAAGCUUCGGCUCAGAUAGACUACUCCACGAUGCCAUCAGCUCAUCAGCACUGCUAAGUGAACCUUGGACUGAUGUCCUUACUGAGUCUUUCUCCAAGACAUUCCAGAAAAUGUAUACUUGGCUCUCCUGCUGGAAAGGAAGACCAACCAUUUUUGUCAAUACCAACGAGCUGAGUUGGCUGGGAAGCAACACAGAUGCAUCCGACCUUGCCAUGAAGUGUGCGGCGUGUGUUGAUGCUCUGGAUGUCCUGGGUCGCAAAUCAGAUCAAGCUGCUUCCCUCGCAAGGUCGAUACGAAGCCAGCUGGAAGGGUUCACAAGGGUGUGA